Molecule: messenger RNA, 786 nt
Organism: Dimorphilus gyrociliatus
Lineage: Eukaryota; Metazoa; Annelida; Polychaeta; Dinophilidae
Source: the annotation of a GenBank genome assembly
AUAUAUACCGUGAAGUUCCGUCAGGUCUAAAAUUAUUGCGUUGAUUUCAAAUUUCCAACCCUAAAACAUCAAAAAACCUUAUUCUGAUAACCCAUGGAUAUUCGAGUUGACGCUCAAGCUAAUAAAAGUCGAAUUGAGCUCGUUGACGCGGCUUUCCAGUCUGGAGAAAAGUUAUACAAGGAAAAUAGAAUUUUAAUUGGAGAGGGCGUAUUGACGAAGUAUAACCAGAAAAAGAUUAUUCCCUUAAGGACUGUGAAAGUAGUCCCAAUUGCAGACAGUUUCGAACUGCAAAAUGCUUGGCAAAUAAAAUCUGCACAGAAAUCUUUUACAGUCUUUGCAGCAACGGCUACUGAGAAAAGUGAAUGGAUGAGCCAUAUUUCUCAGUGUGUGAAAGAUUUAUUAAGUAAAGAGCCAAACCAUCAUGACGAUGAUUCGCUGGAAGAAAGUCCUGUAUGGGUUCCCGACAAUAAAACUACGGAGUGUUUUGGAUGCCAAGUAAAUUUUACAACUUUCAAUAGAAGACAUCAUUGUAGAAAAUGUGGAAAGAUAUUUUGCGGGACUUGUUCUAAAUAUAAAGAGUUAAUUGUUUCUCAAGACAGGAAGAAGCCUUUAAGAGUAUGCUUCAAUUGUUUCUCAAAAAGAAAUCAGUCUAGUAAUAGUCUUGAACGUAAUUCAACAAAUUCAACACCGUUGACAAGAGAUAGCGAUGAUACGGAUGAUAGUGACCAAGACGUUGAAGAUAGAAAGAGUGAAACCUAUGAUCAUCAAACACAAUUUUUCCAAUAG